UCCUUGCGCCUGCGGGGCCGCGCGAGGGAAGCAGCAGUCGCCAUUUUGAAGCGGUUGUAGGGAGGCGGCGCGUGUAGCUGCUCCUGAGUGUCCGGCCCGUUCCCACCGCUUACUUACCCCGUUUACUCUCCUAGCUUCGGCUCUUCACCGCCGCAGCCAUUGCCGACCCUGCCAUGUCCGGAGGGGGCGUGAUCCGCGGCCCAGCCGGUAACAACGACUGCCGCAUCUACGUGGGGAACCUGCCGCCCGACAUCCGCACCAAGGACAUCGAGGACGUGUUCUACAAGUACGGGGCCAUCCGCGACAUCGACCUCAAGAACCGCCGCGGCGGGCCGCCCUUCGCCUUCGUGGAGUUCGAGGACCCCAGGGAUGCGGAGGAUGCGGUGUACGGAAGGGAUGGGUACGAUUACGAUGGAUAUCGUCUGAGGGUGGAGUUUCCCCGAAGCGGCAGAGGCACCGGCAGAGGAGGUGGCGGAGGUGGAGGUGGCGGGGCCCCCAGGGGCAGGUAUGGCCCCCCGUCCCGGCGGUCUGAGUACCGAGUGAUAGUUUCCGGACUGCCUCCAAGUGGAAGUUGGCAGGAUUUAAAGGAUCACAUGCGUGAAGCAGGUGAUGUAUGUUAUGCUGAUGUUUUCCGAGAUGGAACUGGUGUCGUGGAGUUUGUACGGAAAGAAGAUAUGACCUACGCAGUGCGAAAACUGGAUAACACUAAAUUUAGAUCUCAUGAGGGAGAAACUGCCUACAUCCGUGUUAAAGUUGAUGGCCCAAGAAGUCCAAGCUAUGGAAGAUCUCGGUCACGCAGCGUAGUCGUAGCAGAAGCCGUAGUCGAAGCAACAGCAGAAGCCGCAGUUAUUCCCCAAGAAGAAGCAGAGGAUCUCCACGCUACUCUCCCCGUCACAGCAGAUCUCGUUCUCGUACAUAAAUGAUUAGUGAUGCUCUCUUUUUGUAGAACCCCAUGUUGUACACAGUUUUCCUUUACUCAGUACAGUCUUUAAUUUUUUAAUUCAAACUGUUUUAUUCAAAUUGGCUCAAGUGUUGAAUUGCAUUCUUGUGUAAUAUCCCUAGUGAGUAUUUGCUCCUUAACAUCAACAUUCCCCUCAUGUCUUUGGUAAAUUGUAUUUUAAUUGAUGUUAUAGCCAGGAUUGUUUAAAUUUAGUUAAAGUUAACUACCCACACUCUGCAGACUGUGGUAUUGCUGUGUAAAUGUCUCCGUGUUCAGCUAUGGUUUAUACGAGCUGGGGAUGUUGGGAUGUUUGUGGUUAACUUGUUUCUUCUGGGGGAUCUUAUAUUUUAUCUUGCCUUUUCAUGUGUCUUUCUGUAGACAUAUCUGAAGAGAUGGAUUAAGAAUGCUUUGGAUUAAAGGAUUGUGGAGCACAUGUCAAUCAUUUUAGGAUUGUCAAAAGGAGGAUUGAGAAGGAUCAGAUCAAUAAUGGAGGCAAUGGUAUGACUCCAAGUGCUAUUGUCACAGAUGAAAUUGGCAGUAUUGACCUUAUACCAUGGUUUAAACAAGUAUAUACAUACACCUUAUCUUGUAACUUUUACAGGCAUGUUUUAGUUAUUGUAGACUACAAUUGCUCUUUUCUUUAAAACCAUGUUGGCAAUUGUGGCUAAAUUACUUGCUUUUGUAUCUCUAUUCCAUUCUAGUAUAAAAGAAAAGAAAAAUCAGGGAGGGUGGGGUAUACUGGUUCAGUUUGUCAUGCUGCAUUUAGUUACAAAUGUUAAUAUUAUGUAGUGCUGGUACAUUUGUAGAUGUAAGGUAUCUUCAAACCAGAUAGAGUAUAAUAUCAAUACUGCUAAAAUCUGCAUGUCCUCUGUGUGACUGAUACAGCAUUGCUAUUACUUUUUUUUUUUAAGUAUCAGAAUGAAAACAAAAUAUAGAAAAUUUAGCUGGGAAUAAUUCCUUAAAUCUCAACCCUUCCCCUUCAGACUAAUUCACAGUUGACUCACUAAUAUGUUUGAAAACUUCAGUUAGUUAAUUUUGUUACCUUCCAGAUGGGAAUACUAGCUUUAGUUUAGACAUAUAGCAGGUGGAUAGCUUUAGUGAUAAACUUUUCCAAUAUCAUACACAUUUUUUUGCAACCACAAAACCUGUAAUACAUCUUACAAGCAGUGAAUAUGUUGGCCUUAUCAGUUGACAUAUGUAAAUAUUACAAUGUUUUCUCCAAAUAAUGAAUAUUCCUAAAAUUUAUCUGAGCAUCACCAUUCAAAAGUUUGUUUUGGGGAAUUGAUAGUUAUUAAUGUACAUCUCUUAUUAAUUGAUGGCAAACAUAACUAAUCAUUCCCCAGAAUCCUAUUUUUUCAUUACAGUAUCUAACUUUUUGCCUCCUCUUUUUUGGUUUUGCUGGUUAUAAAGGUUUGGAUUGGAGAGGGCUCACUGGAUCCCAAUCCUUGGAGCUGGAUCAUUGGAUUCAAAUCAUAAUGUGGAUAGGAUAGGGAGGCUGAAUUACAAGGAUUCAUGGAGCGGGAUCAAAUUACCAGGAACAUAGGAGUGGAUUCCUGCCCCAACCAAACCGCAUUCGUGUGGAUUUUUUUAUUCAACUCAAUUGGCUAUUCCAAAGAUUUUUUUUCCUAUUUUUGACGAUUGGAGCCCUUAAGAUGCACGAUGGAUUUUUUUCUUUCAUUUUUUUUUUGGUAAAAGGAGCAAAGCGAGGACCUGGAGAGGUACGCUGGAGCAAUCUCCUUGGAAGGAUUCAGCACGAGUAGAUGGUAAACAUUAAAGGGGAAAAGGGGGGUUUGUUUAAAAAAAAAAAAAAUCAGUCAUUUCUCUAAAUUUAAAGAUAAAUUGGAGUUAAAGAUUAAGUAGGUUUUCAAUUGGCUUACUGCCUUUUUUUUCUUUGACAAAUAAAAUUUUUAAAAAAAAUUG
Messenger RNA from Trachemys scripta elegans, 2860 nucleotides. It is a transcript of the gene SRSF1, whose product is annotated as serine and arginine rich splicing factor 1. Lineage: Eukaryota; Metazoa; Chordata; Testudines; Emydidae. The record is from RefSeq and is a predicted model, not a curated record. Gene Ontology annotation, cellular component: cytoplasm; ribonucleoprotein complex; nucleus. Gene Ontology annotation, molecular function: mRNA binding.